Nanorana parkeri is the source of this 833-nucleotide messenger RNA. It is a transcript of the gene HDHD2, whose product is annotated as haloacid dehalogenase like hydrolase domain containing 2. Gene Ontology annotation, molecular function: phosphatase activity. The transcript has 6 exons. The coding region runs from base 8 to 787 and encodes 259 amino acids. The record is from RefSeq and is a predicted model, not a curated record. Gene Ontology annotation, biological process: dephosphorylation. NCBI's taxonomy places the organism in Eukaryota, Metazoa, Chordata, Amphibia, Anura, Dicroglossidae.
GGUCAGGAUGGCGGCUCGACGAGCUAUGAAGGCCGUACUGGUGGAUCUUAGUGGCACUCUGCAUAUUGAGGACACGGCUAUCCCGGGAGCUCAGGAAGCUCUCAGGAGGUUACGUAGCUCUCCUCUGGCCAUACGCUUUGUGACAAAUACCACCAAGGAGAGUAAGAGGACCCUUCUGGAAAGGCUGAGGAAGCUGCAAUUCGACAUCAGCGAGGAUGAGAUCUUCACCUCUCUGACUGCAGCACGGAAUUUGGUGGAGCAGAAGAACGUCCGCCCCAUGCUGUUGGUGCAUGAUAGCGCUCUGCCCGACUUUGAAGGAAUCGCCAGCGACGGUCCCAACGCGGUGCUGAUAGGAUUAGCUCCCGAGCGCUUCAACUACCAAACCAUGAACGAGGCCUUCAGGCUGGUCCUGGACGGAGCGCCAAUCAUUGCCAUCCACAAGGCCAGGUACUAUAAGAGGAAGGACGGUCUGGCAUUGGGUCCCGGCCCAUUCGUGACGGCACUGGAGUAUGCUACUGACACCAAAGCCACUGUGGUUGGGAAGCCAGAGAAGACUUUCUUCCUGGAAGCCUUGCGGAGCACAGGCUGCAGCCCGGAGGAGGCCGUCAUGAUCGGGGAUGACAGCAGAGAUGACAUCGGAGGGGCACAGAACACUGGAAUGUUGGGCAUCCUGGUCAGAACAGGAAAAUACAGAGACGGAGAUGAACAUAAAAUAGAUCCAGCACCACACCUGACCUGUGCAAGUUUCCCCGAAGCCGUGGAUUACAUCCUAAAGGAUCUGUUAUAAGGAGAUCUCAUGCAGACUGAACCGCCUGCCACCCUUCUACCUCCAA